GUGUGUGUGUGUGUGUGUGUGUGUAUGUGUGCGUUCCCAGAUUUUAGCCCUCGAAGAGGUUCAGAAUGUCUGGCUACUGCCUUCUCCCAGGAGGAGGAGGAGUCUGAGUUCAGCAUCCCUCUUAGCGUCCUUAAGGGCUGGGAUGGCUCCAGCAGGUUUUAGGUCUCCUUGAUAGGACUGCUUCUCUGGUAGUGCACUUAGGAAGUGCCCUCCUGCUGCCUGUUUGGACACCACCUCUUCAGCUCAGGGGAAGGGGAGAAGUCUUUUUACUGUAUCCCAGUUUGCGCUUAAUCUUGCCCAGCACCCCUCUGAAGGCUCCCACCUGCAGAAGAGCCAUCGUAGUUCCUGUGUAGAGUGGGAAGGGUCUCCCUAGGCUGGCAGACCCACACUCUCUGGCUGCACCUCCCCCACUGUCCAGUGCAGGCAAGGGCUGAACUUUGGGGCUUUGCUGGGAGAGGGUGGGAGAGGUGAUAAGCUUCAAAGGAAAAGCCAAGACAAUGACUGUUGCUUGCUAUUGGCUUUGGAGGGCCUCAUCUUAGGUUGGGAUUGCCAGCUUGCCUAGAGGAGGUGGAAGGGCUGGAGGGGAGCCCCUGCCAGAUGACUGGUAGGACAGCGCUUGGUCCUUUCUGCGGGAUGCUUUGUUUCCUGGCACUGAUAAACUAGUCCUCUCACACCUUUUAGGAAAACACUGUCCCAGGAACACCACGUGCCUUUUUUUUUGCCAUCCAAGUGGACAGGGAAGAGGGCAGGCAGGAUAGGGACCAUAGAUAGCUCAAGGACAGGAUGGGAUGGAGGGAGAGUUGAAGCAGGCGCCUUAAAGAAAGCUUGCAUUUGAGAAAGCCAAGAUUCUUGAAUUAACUGAGAUUCCUCUAAGUACUUUACCAACCCACAGACCAUUUGGCUUGUUCUUCAAGGGCAAGAGACUGGAAGACAGAAUUCCCAGGGGACCUCUAAUUGACUCUGGCAGUGACAAACACCAUCUCUCCGUAUCCUUAACCACUCAGGUGGUUGCUUUUCUGACUGCCCCAGGGACCCUGAGGGGUUCCUGGUGUGUGUAUAGGGGACUGACUUUGAGCACAAGAAGCUGGGUGACUGCAAGCUUGUACUUCCAAGAGCCAUCAAGUGGAGCAAGUGGAACUUCUUUAUCACCAAGAAACUCAUAUCAACAACCUGAGUUCAGGCAGCAAGUGAGGUCACAGAGAGAGGGCUGAAUUUCACUUCCUUCUAUGAGGCAGGUUGUACCCAUCUCAGGUUCGGUGCUGGCAGGAAUGGUAGGCUGUGGGGAAGGAUUUGAAGUUGUGGAGAUUAGUGACUCCACACUGAGUUGGGGAACUCUGGGCACUUUGCUGCAUGCUGUACCUCUCCUCUCGGCUAAGCUGUGGUAGACAGAUAGCUCCAGUCUGCUGAGAGGGCAGCUGCAAUGACUAACUUGGGUUUUUCUCCCCCUCUCUCUCCCAGGACACACUCUUACCACAUCGUUGAGCCUGUUUGUUGUGUUGAGCAAGCAGCGGGUGGAGACUAGAGUCUUGGGCGGGGCUUAGCAGGUUUGGAGGGAACCUGGCCGGGCUAGGAUCGCUGGCUUUUGUUUUUGCUGCCCAGCCUGGAGCUCUGCUCAGACUGAGAUGAGAACUUGAUGGUUACUCCUCAGGCCAGCAAGGGGGUCUGUGUGUGCUGAGCACUGUGGGUACAGCCAGUCACAGCACCCUCUGCCCUCCCACAGCCACUCACAGAGGCUAGUCUUCUUGACAUUUCUCCAGGUACCCUCCAUACUUGUAGCAGCUGACCAUACCCCUGCUAUGGCUAUGAGUCAGUAGCAGUCCAGCUGUGUGACUGUGACCAGCCUGGGUCAGAAGAGGAUGCUGAGGGGAAGGUGGCUCCAAGUGGGCGCAGGGAAGAAACAUGGAGAAUCCUGGAACUGCAAGGCAGCCCACAUUUGGGGGUGGGUUGUCACCCUUGGCAAUGCUUUAUCUGUAGGAUUGACUGUCAUCAGUGCCUGAGCCCACUUCUCCACAUAAGAAGGGGGAGCAGGAAAGAAGGAAAGGGAGGGAAGUCCUUCCAGGUAGAGCCUGGGUGGGGCAGCCUCCCGGAUGCCUGCAUUGCACCCUCACAGGGGAGAUGGAGCCACCCCAGUGUGUGGAGGAGCUGGAGGAUGACGUAUUCCAGCCAGAGGAUGGGGAACCAGGGGCCCAGCCCAGGAGGUUGCUCUCUGCUGACCUGUUUGCCCAGAGCCAGCUGGACUGCCCCCUCAGCCGCCUGCAGCUCUUCCCUCUCACGCACUGCUGUGGCCCUGGGCUUCGACCCACCAGCCAGGAAGACAAGGCUACCCAGACUCUCAGCCCAGCUUCCCCGAGCCAGGGUGUCAUGCUGCCUUGUGGGGUGACUGAGGAGCCCCAGCGACUCUUUUAUGGCAAUGCUGGCUACCGGCUCCCCCUUCCUGCCAGUUUCCCUGCAGGCUUGCCCCUUGGUGAGCAACCCCCUGAAGGGCAGUGGCAACAUCGAGCAGAGAUACAGAUUGCCCGAAAACUCCAGUGCAUUGCAGACCAGUUCCAUCGGCUUCAUAUGCAGCAACAUCAGCAGAACCGAAAUCGCAUGUGGUGGCAGAUCCUCCUCUUCCUGCACAACGUGGCUUUGAAUGGAGAUGAGAACAGGAAUGGGGCAGGCCCCAGGGCCUCGACCAGGAGUUGGGGGCCUUUGUCAAACACUGUUGAAGUAGAGGCUGGUGUGUCUCCCUGGAACCUCCUAAGGGCUCGGACGAGUAGAUCCUUCUGUCAUCAGUUGUUGAAGACGACCAGGUAGUGAUCUCCCAUGAGUGGACUGUAGUUUUCCCACAGGAACUUAAGAGAUAGAAGGCUGGAUUAGACUUGUGGUUCCACCAAACCUAUCAGCCUUCCACCAUGAAUGGAGCCCCUAUCCGACGGGUCACACUUUAACCCCCCCAGGGCCUCAGCCAGGGGCUUUCCAGCUGUGCAUGGCAGCUACACUAGGUCGGUCAGCCAGCUCCAUGUCUGGGCUCUCACUGGGCCCAGCCAUCGCCCGCCCCAAGGGCUAAAGGAUUCUUGCCCAGCCCCUGUCAUCUCCAGCAGACCUCAGGGAGGGUUGGGUUUCUCCAUGGACCCUCAAAAAGUGCCGCAAAAAUGAACCAAACUUCUGGGUAGGCCUCACGUCUGCCUUGGUCCCACUUAGAAGCCCAGGAUUGGUCCUGAGGUGCAGAACCACUGCCCACUCUGGCUGCCCGGGACUGGCUGGGUGUCAACCACGGAGGAGCCAAAUAGCCAGUCAACGUGCUGUAGCCAGCAGCUUGUGCCUUUGUCAGGUCUUCUUUUGAAAGAGCCAGCCAACAGACUGUGUCCCGCCCCCAACAGCAGCACUCUAGGGCCGGAAGAGACAGGACCGGACUGUGGAGGUGUCGGAAACCAGGCGGCCAUCCCACCCAUGAGAGUAAGCCCUAGAGGAACCCAGACCCCUUGGUUUCCUUGGAAACCAGUUACCUCCUCCCUCUUAUCCCCAUUCCUUUCUCACACCUAGUGGGAUCCAGGAAGAAGCCAGCAUAGUGGCUUUGUCAGCUGAAAUGUGUCUUUUAGAGUAACACAGUAAUUAGAGUGAGGAACUAUCAAAGCUGGGUGCACAUUUCCCGUCUUCCUUCAGCUUCCAGCCAGGCCAGAAAGGCAAGCGCUGGAAUGCAGCAGGAUCGCGGCUGCCUCUGAACUCCUUUUCUCUCCCUGCUGUGGCACUAAUGGAGAGAAUUUAAAGCAGCCUGCCUGGCAGCUCUGAGAGCAGACACAGGGAAUCUGAAAAAGAUGCAGGGAAUCUGUUAACCAGACACCUAGAAAUUAAAUUAUCAUUUUUGGGUAUGUGAGAAAAGUUAACAUUGGUGCUAACGGUGAAGCAAGGCCCGAAGAAAAGACGGCUUCCCUGGGCAGAGAAGGCCCCAGGGCUACCCAAGGAAGCUGGAGGAGUCCAGAGCAGACUCUCAUAUCUGUACAAGUCCCCGCUCCUCUGAUUGUGCAGAGAGGAGGUCUUCGUUCCCGUUGAAGGACACACUGAUCUGGAUGUACGGUCAGGCAGGUUGUUCACUGCGCAAGGGCACCGGCAGAAGAAGGUGAUGGGAGCUAGAAUCUAGCCCAUGCUCUGCUCACUAAGCUGUAUGCCCUAGUGUCGGGCUGUGUCCACUUACAGGAAGGAUGCCUUUCCUAAUUUGCACAAAGGUACCCUAUGAGCUCACAAUGGCUUGAAGAAGGACUUCAAACUGUGCAUCAGCCUUGGUUUUGUUCUGCUUGGAUAUUCUAGAGGUAUUGCCUACCUAUUCUUGGUCAGAAUUGUAUUCUCAGGGUGUAUACCAUGGUUUGUCUGCUAAGAAGAUAGGUUCCUUCUGGAACCCAGGGAACAGGCAUGGAGACUGGUGCUGGGAUAGGCUGACCAUUGUGAAGUCCAGCCUUCCCUGUGGGUCUUCACACCAUGUUUUUGAAUUGCAUGGGACAUGUAUUAUUUUUCCCUCUCCUGGACCAAGGCUGUGACUGGCAGAGUGCCGGUAUACUUCGAGUGGCACACAGAAGGAAACAGGAUUAUUUUUACCAGCCACUUUUACCUCCUCUUAGCAGACUUUCCAUGUGAGCUGAGUGAGAGCGGAAAUAAAUGGCCCAGGCCUUGGUGCCUAGGCAAAGCCAUCAGCCUCAGAGACCUUGCCGGGCCGAGGAGGAUGUCCAGUGGCCUAUCCUGAGAACUGAGCCCACAGUAUGAGAAGCUCAGUUGAACAUUGCAUCUGGGGCUGGGUAGAGGGUCGUCUGACUGUACUGUCUCCAUAUUCCAUGAAGCCAGAAACUAAUUCACUAUCCUAAGCAAGCCAGGACCAAAUGUGAAACACCCCUCCUUCCCUUCCUGCCAGAACUCAGCAGGUAGAAUAGUCCCAGGAGGAAGAGGUUCCUCCUGGCUGGCUGUUUUUAAUUGGUGUAGUGAUCUAGACUGGCCUCUUCCCCCUCUGCCUGGUGACUUGGUCUGAACAUUCCUCAAGUUCAACCUCAGGAGACCCGUCCCUCCCCUGGGCUCCCUCUCCCCAGCCCCCACCCCCAGGAGCUUGGCUGUCUCCAGUUAGGGGGUGGAGAAUCAACUGGAGGGAGAGUCUGACCUGGCUCCUGACCUGUAACCGACAGAAGACUUGUGGAGCUUUUGUGGUUUGCUGAGGGUGGGGUUCGGGAGAGGGACUGGAAACUCUUCCCUGGUAGGAAUUGCCCUGGAGGGAAGGGAAGCCUGAUGUUCAGGGUCAAAACAACUCUUCUCAUUAAGAACCCCAGAGUAGGGGCUUCUGGAAAGUGGCAGGACUAGGGAGGGAACCCCCUCAGGCCAGCAGUCUGACUCCCUCAGACAGUUCUAGGACUCAGCUGGGCCUCUCUAUCUUUGGCUGCUUCAAAGCCUGGACUGGUAGAAGGCUACCCCUGGGGCCUUUUCUUGCUCUGUCCAAGGAUCACCUCCCUCAAGCCCCCAGAGCAAGGGGCUUAUGUGACAGGCAUGUCCUGAAUGCUCAGAGGGGCCCAGCUGAUGUGUCUCUCUGUCCCCAGUGGCCAAGCCUCAUCCAAGGAUGGGUUGGACGUGGCAAGGAGGGACAUAGUCCAGCCAGGGCCUCCUCCACUUGGGGGCCGAGGAGCCACUGUGAUUGUCCUGGUUAGCAUGCAGAGAGUUCUGAUGAAGUGGGGUGGGGCAAGUGAGGGAUAGCAGAAGCAGGCACAUCGGCUCUGUGGGCGCUUCUGCACAUUGGUCCUGCAGGGUCCCUCUGUGUGUGGGUGGGGACACCUUGGUGAGAGACUACUCAGGCUGACUCCUUAACUCAUUAGCCUGUGAAGCCUCCUGGGGACACUGAACAGUGGGUGUCCAAGGCUGGUGGGCACUUUGAGCCUUGAGGGAACAGCAGAGCAAGCCAUAGAUGCGUCAGCCGCUCAGGCUGAAGGUGCUUGGAGCUCUGCAGGCUCCUAGUCCGUGCUGCCCUUCUCUCUGCACAGCAGACAGCACCUCUCCCUGCUCUGUGAGCAUCGCCCAGCAGGUUGCUCCAUCCCUGGGUCCACAAGGGCUGUGGGGGAGACCUAGUGAGAAUGUAGCAUUUUGUCCCUCCCAGGUUAGCUGUCCUGGGUUCACUGUGCUCUGCGUCUGGGAGAGAGACAAGAGAAGAAAGGGAGGGGAUAGGAACUCAUUGUUUCUAAACCUGUACAGAAUAUUUGGCUUUGUGUUCUUCACAUGCAUAUAUGUGUAUAUAUCUUUGCCCUCAUCAAUUGGUACAGUUUUUAAUAAAACCAUUUAAAGCAAA
This is a messenger RNA of Capra hircus (goat), 6292 nucleotides long. It is a transcript of the gene BMF, whose product is annotated as Bcl2 modifying factor. The transcript has 4 exons. Gene Ontology annotation, cellular component: myosin complex. NCBI's taxonomy places the organism in Eukaryota, Metazoa, Chordata, Mammalia, Artiodactyla, Bovidae. Bases 2116 to 2796 code for a protein of 226 amino acids. The record is from RefSeq and is a predicted model, not a curated record. Gene Ontology annotation, biological process: negative regulation of autophagy; positive regulation of apoptotic process; apoptotic process.